AUGACCGUGUCGGCAGUUGCUGAGAUGGAUUCCAACUCCACAGGCUCGCGUCAACAAAAGAAAGGCAAAAUUCACCCGAAUAAGAAACUGUCGGAGAAGGUGCACAAGGACAACCCGGACCAGUUCCCAGAUCCCAACCACAAGCCCGAGAUAGCCGUCCCUCCGUCCAGAUUCGAGGCUUUUAUCGGGUUCAAGCCCCUCGUAGACAUCCAGGAGUUGAUAAAACUAGAACUUCUCAAACCAUUCCUACCCGCCACGACCGAGGGCUUAACCUUAAGCGAUGACGAGACUCUACGCACUUUUCCGAUUCCGUUAUACGCAUCGGAUGUUACGGUGCACGAGGCAUCCCAUGAAAAUCCCCCUGAUUACAACGAGGAGAAGAGCGGAAUAGAGAACGAGUUGGACUUUACUAACCAGGCCAUCCACAUCAGCGUCAAGUUCUAG
Messenger RNA from Fonsecaea pedrosoi CBS 271.37, 444 nucleotides. RefSeq lists its product as uncharacterized. NCBI's taxonomy places the organism in Eukaryota, Fungi, Ascomycota, Eurotiomycetes, Chaetothyriales, Herpotrichiellaceae. Gene Ontology annotation, cellular component: cytosol. The record is from RefSeq and is a predicted model, not a curated record. Gene Ontology annotation, biological process: GDP-mannose biosynthetic process. The coding region runs from base 1 to 444 and encodes 147 amino acids. Gene Ontology annotation, molecular function: mannose-6-phosphate isomerase activity; zinc ion binding. The transcript is spliced from 3 exons.